CUUCAUCAUGGCAAGAUCUGCGCAAGUAUUCCUCGUCAUAAUCGUCUGCGUGAUUGCAUGUGUAAACUCAUCGACUAACGACGAAGAGGUUCACAGGGCAACAAGUAUUCUACUUCCUGGUAAUACUGGACCUCGAAGUCUCGUAGAGGGCACAGUGGAAGUCGUUCAAAUAGGGAACGUGCUGGGAAAUGCAACGUAUAUGAGGAUUCACAUUACUGGCCUUCCACCAAACUCUGUACAUGGUUUUCAUGUUCAUGAAUUUGGGGAUAUUAUAACGUCAGGUUGUACAAGUACUGGGGGACAUUACAAUCCAUUCAACAAAACUCACGGGGCACAGUCGGAUAAAAUAAGGCAUGUUGGGGAUUUAGGAAAUGUCUAUGCCGACGAAGAUGGCACUGUUAAGGUGGUUAAACGUGAUUUUAUGGUAUCUCUGGUUGGAGAUUACAACGUCCUCGGACGAUCUUUCGUGCUUCAUGCACUUAGAGAUGAUUUAGGAAGGGGCGGUGAUAUAGGCAGCUUAACAACCGGGAAUGCUGGAGCAAGAAUUGCCUGCGGGGUUAUCGUUCGGGCACCGGUUGUAAAAACAUCUUAAAGACGGAACAUUAACUUAUCUACUUAUUAAUAAUAUUGGUUCUCACUUAUUUACUUUUUAUAUCAGUAAACGACGUUUGAAUUGUGUUCGUGUGUAUAUUGCUGUUUAACACAGGCAUAGGGUCAAGUGGGCUUAAAGCUUUAAUUGACCAAAAAAGGAUUGUGUUAGUCUUUUUUACAACUUAUAUACACAGAACAGCAGGCUAGUCUCUAGGCCUCUUAUACGUUCCUUAAUACACGCGAUCUCAUUAAUAUGCAGGCCAACUCCUGAGAGAGUUUUAUUCGGCGACGUUACGGAAAUAUAAAACACGCGCAAUGAGGCCGAGAGACUAGGCUGACAGAACAGCGUUUCUCACGAUAACUGGGACUGAUUUUCACCUGGGUAAGCCAUUAGGGCCAAAAAAGCAAUAUCAUGAUGUAUUAAAAAAAUAUAAUAACUUUAUACCUUUAAAUAUAUCUUCGUAGAUGUUUUGGUUUAAAUAAAAUCUUUACUUA
This is a messenger RNA of Dendronephthya gigantea, 1086 nucleotides long. Its product is annotated as superoxide dismutase [Cu-Zn], chloroplastic-like. The record is from RefSeq and is a predicted model, not a curated record. The coding region runs from base 8 to 592 and encodes 194 amino acids. The transcript is spliced from 6 exons. Gene Ontology annotation, molecular function: superoxide dismutase activity; copper ion binding. Lineage: Eukaryota; Metazoa; Cnidaria; Anthozoa; Malacalcyonacea; Nephtheidae. Gene Ontology annotation, biological process: removal of superoxide radicals.